This is a messenger RNA of Paramecium octaurelia, 280 nucleotides long. The record is from the annotation of a GenBank genome assembly. Lineage: Eukaryota; Ciliophora; Oligohymenophorea; Peniculida; Parameciidae.
AAUGCUCUAAUAAUCUUAAGAAGCUUCAAAAUUAUGUGAUUCAGCAAUUAAGUAAAAAACUAGAGGAUUGUAAUUACUUAUGUAUAAUCAAAAAUUCAUUAUAAUUUAGAGGCUAGGAAAUUUGAGAACUACCAUGAAUAAAUUUUAGCCAAAAUGAACAUGUUUAUAAACGCUGUUAAAUAAGAUUAUUCAGCAUUAAUUCUAAUUUAGAUGAAAUUUUAGAAUAUAAAUAAUUAAAAAAUGAUUUUAGGAAAUUUUAAAUAAAAUGAAUAGAUUUGAG